Messenger RNA from Funneliformis geosporum, 433 nucleotides. NCBI's taxonomy places the organism in Eukaryota, Fungi, Glomeromycota, Glomeromycetes, Glomerales, Glomeraceae. The record is from the annotation of a GenBank genome assembly.
CCAACGCACGACCUGUUUGCUUAAAGCAAACAUUUAUCCUCGUGCCCGUGCCUGUAGUCGAAGAGACCAACUAAUCUUAGUCUACUUUGGAACUGGUGAUGAAUUUGAGACUGAUGACGGAGAAUCUGAGACAGAUGAUAGUAAUGACUUCAAGACCGAUGAUGACGUUUUGAUUACUUCUGUUGUGUAUAUUUGGCCCGUUGUGAAAAAAGGUAUAGGAUCUUUUCAAGCCCAGAUGGCUCGUCAUCGUAAUAUCGUACUUAGAGAAUUGACUAGAUGCCUUCCAAAUAUUUCUGAACAAUAUGCCCUUGAACUUGAAGUCUGUGAAGCUAAACUUUUGCUGGUCUACAGGAGGGUUGUUGGAAGCGUCAAAGGCAGAAGACGAUUGUUGAUUCGCAGAGUGUUGAAGCCUGAUUAUUUAAUGAGGAGCUAG